GGAAGGCAAAGGCUGUGCAGCGCGAGCUGCAGCAGCUGGGAUCAGGGAUGCCUCCGUGGGGAUCGGCGGUGGCGGCCGGGGUCUCCCCGGCUCCCCCGAUGCGGGGCGCGGCGGCCGCCCAGGGGAACCACUCCGACCUCGGAAAUCAAGAUUUUCCUAAUAUUUUGGCAAGCCAUGAUUUAGAAAGUAGUACGACGCAUGCUGUCGGUGAUCACACAGGAAGUGGUGUGCAUCCAGAAUAUAUUGCUUAUGGGUUGGUUCCUGUCUUUUUCAUCAUGGGCCUUUUGGGGAUCCUCAUCUGUCAUGUGCUUCAGAAAAAAGGGUAUCGGUGUACAACAGAGGCCGAGCAAGAAAUUGAAGAGGAAAAACUUCAAGAAAAGAUAGAAAUGAAUGAAAGUGUAAAUGACAAUAAUGAUACUGUGGGGCGAAUCGUCAACAUCAUUAUGAAAAAUGAAGCAAAUGCUGAUAUGUUAAAGGCCAUGGUGGCAGAUAACAGUGUGUGUGAUCCUGAAAGCCCUGUGUCUCCUACCACUCCAGGCAGUCCUACAAGUCCAGGCUCUCCUUUGUCACCAGGUGAUACUCCAUCAAAACAUAACUGUCGUGGCCAUCACUUGCAUACAGUUGGGGGAGUAGUAGAGAAGGAUGUUUGUAGUCGCUGUAGUCACAAAAGAUGGCACCUUUUAAAGCCAACCAACAAAUCUAAAGAACCUAAAAAAAGCCGACAAGGAGAAGUUACAGUACUUUCUGUGGGAAGAUUUAGAGUCACAAAAGUAGAGCACAAAUCUACAUCCAAAGAGCGGAAAAGCUUGAUGUCUGUUAAUGGUGUUGAAGGUGUCAACGGAGAAGUGCCUGCCACACCUGUCAGACAAGGAGCAAGAGGGAGAACUAGCACAGAAUAACAGCACCAGAGCGCCAUGGAGAAGUGAUAUAAUUAAGAUGACCUAUUUACGCUAAGGCAACAAGGAGGAAGAGAAAACAUACUGAGAAGAGGAGAAGAAGAAAAGACACAGAGUAAGGAAUGUAAAUAAGCACUAAAACUCAAGCGACUCUUCUCUACUGGUUGACUUCCUAAAGUCUGUUCAAAAUAUUGAUCUGUAUUCUUGCUCAUUGUACUAUGGAUCAAGCAGAUCUGAAUUCUGUGGCAGGGCUCAUGGUACAUUCCUGCGCCUAGUUUAGUCAUUCACAAUCAGGUUGUUAAAUCCGGUAUAAUUGAAAGGUAUGCAUACAGGUUGUUGUUUUUUUUGGUUGUUUUUUUUCCCCCCAGUUAAUUGUAAGUUUAAUUGUAAGGCAUCUGCUAUUUAUUUACAGUUCUGUUAAUCUAAAUACAUGGCAAUUACUUACAUUUGAGCAUGCUGAAAAAAGCCUGCACACAUACUGUUCACUAUAUUAAACUAA
This is a messenger RNA of Terrapene triunguis (Three-toed box turtle), 1395 nucleotides long. RefSeq names its product RELT like 1 (gene RELL1). NCBI's taxonomy places the organism in Eukaryota, Metazoa, Chordata, Testudines, Emydidae. The transcript is spliced from 8 exons. The coding region runs from base 48 to 899 and encodes 283 amino acids. The record is from RefSeq and is a predicted model, not a curated record. Gene Ontology annotation, biological process: positive regulation of p38MAPK cascade. Gene Ontology annotation, cellular component: plasma membrane.